CAUUAAACAAAGAACCUAACUUUGUUUUCAUCCGUUUUCAUCAAACUGCUGCGGAGCACCGGUGUUUGAUAAAAUUCUUCUAAUUAUUUUAGUAGUCAAUUAUAUUUCAAUCAAGAGACUGGUCGAGGUUUAGCUUACCGAUCAGCUGAAACCGGUUCAGAAUAAUGUCAUCGGAUGAUCAGCCUUUGUAUAGCUUCGUCAAAAUUGAACCGAGUACGGUUGAAGACAACGAGCAGGUGGUAUUGAAUAAUCCGGUGCAAGUCCUAGAGAAAGUCGACUGGAUGACCAAUGUACAUGAUACAAGAACAUUUGUAGAAAAAAACCCCAUCGAAGAUGAAUUGUCUAUACAAGGUUUCAUUAAAACUGAAAAGCAAUCUGCACAAGACGUUGAAUUGCAAGAAUUUGACAAAUUGACAGCAGUCAAUAAUUGCCCUCAACCCGAAAACGACAAAAAUAAAUGUGCUACAAAGGAAAUAUUAAAAUUAUCUUGUGAUCAAUGCAGUAAAAAGUUUAAAGGACAGAGGGCGUUGAAACGCCAUACUACUUUGGCACAUUCGCUGAAACCUCGCUACCAGUGUGAGGUAUGUAAGAGUCAAUUUACCUACCCAUCGAAGCUUAGCGCGCAUGUAGAUCAAUGCAAAGCCAAGUUUGGGAUGGAUGUUAACACUUCUUUAACAAGUGUGAACAGAACUAGCACGGAAUCACCAAUCGAAUUAUCGUCUAAUUUCAACACAAACUAUGGUAUUGUGGAAGUUCAGAAUAACGAAAUGCAGCACGACUCGAUUGAAAUCAAGGAAGAAGAUUGUUGGCAAAUGAACUUGGAACAUGACGAUUCAUUGUCUUCCAAUGACAAGAUUCCUACAACAACAACUUGUCAGAAUUGCGGAUCAACGGUCGCUUCAAUGAACACUAACCACCAAAAUCAGGAGGUUUAUUCCGAGCCACAUUUGGCCGUAGUUAGUUCAACUUUGGGCGUUGGCGACUUUCUGAAGCGGAACAACUUGGCCCAGUACGUGGAAACAUUUGAAAAUGCCAAAAUUAUGCUAAAUGAUUUCCCCUAUCUGAAGGCCAAUAUUUCUGAACUGGCUCUACUGAUACCCGUUAUGAGAGACCGAAUGAAGUUUGUCGCGGCAUUAGAAAUGUCGCGGGUAGACAAGGCUGUACAGGUUUCAUUGGAAUUCGAAUUAACACAAGAAUUGGAUCUUAUGGAGAUCUGCUCGCAGUCCGAGCAGGGAAUUAAGUUUCUGGAACUGAUGAAAAACAUGAACACUAUGACACACCAAAGUCGGAAUAUUUUGAAAUAUGUUCUGGUGAGCCACUUCUUCCAACGGGGCAAAGGGCGUAUAAACAAGGGGGGCUUUGAAGAGAUGGUCAAAAUAAUAAAAAAAAAUUAUCCGGACGAGAUCGGAUGCAUAUGGUACCAGGGGAUCAAAGGGAAUCAGUGCGCGGGUUUACUAUACACAUGUUAUCGAUAUAUGCUGAAACAGUUCCGCAGUAAAGACAAACCGGAUCCGGAACCUGAACCUCAAGUUGCUGCUGAAGGUAAAGGAGAGGAAGAAAUAUUAGAAGGACAAGAAAGUACUGAACCAGUGUCAAACCUUGACUUCGCACCACGCAUGGACCUUAAGGAACUUUGCAAGGAAUCCGAUGAAGGAAAACAGUUUCUCGAGUUGAUGGAAAAUAAAACCCAUUUGACCGGGAAAAGUCGUGAUCUGUUGAAAAUAGUUCUGGUGAAAUACUUUUUUCAAAUCGGACUAGGCACGAUUCCGUGUUUGAGUUUUGAGGAAAUGUUCCAGAUGAUCAUCAAAUACUACCCGGACGAGAUUCUAAGUACCUGGUACAUUCCGAGUACCCAAGGUUACCACGCCAAGGGUUUGCUGUAUGUGCGCUACAGGUAUCUGCUUCACCUGAGCGCGAAGGCCCGUGCUAAAGCUGACGCCGCCGCACUGGAGAAAGAUCCUAAUAUACCAGCGGCGCCCAAAUUCACGAUGCCAUCAGUUGUCCCACGGAUGGACCUAAAAGAACUUUGCAGUCAGUGCGAGCAAGGAAGAGCAUUCCUGGAGCUGAUGAAAGACCGAAGUACGUUAACAUCGGAGAGCCGGCGAAUUUUAAAAAUGGUUCUGGUGGACUACUUUUACAAACUGGGACGAGGGCACAUCCCUACCUUAACUUUCCUAGAAAUGGUUCAGAUGAUUAAAGAACACUACCGAGAUGAAAUCGACAAAGAAUGGUUCGUCCAUAAACGCGUUGGACAAGGAGGUAGCAAAGGAGCGCUCUACUUACGGUACAGGUUUCUGCGCUCAGCUGCGAUCAAAAACCGAAAAGUUCAAAUGACAUGGUAACAAGGAAAAAGUGCCCCUUUGCAUAUACUCCAAUAGAUUCAAUAAAUUGAACAUUUGUCCGAAAAUGCAUUUGGUAGCAGAAACAUGUUUGAUUAGUAAAAUGUACUGUAUUCAUGACUCUAUACAGCUUGCAUUAUUCUGAGCAAUCCUGCUGUAUAAAUGAUACUGUUAUAAUAGCAAAGAACAUAUUCAACUCCAAGGAUGUAGAUUUUUUCAAACAAAUCUGCCAAUUCGAAAAAAAAGGAAACAUGAUCAUUGUGUGCGGAAAAUUUGCGUCCUACAAUCUUAGGGCAUAUAGUCUAGUCACCGGUCCUAGUUUGCUCAGUCCGACGCAGAGUCACAAAGAAGAAGAAGAAAAGUUUUGUUGUGGUCAGGAGCAGCGUUGCCAGGUGGUUUCGUCAAAAAUCAGGACAACGCAAAGCCAAAAAUCAGGAUUUUUAGGACACCUCUUGAUUCACGGAAAUAAUUGGGCUGCUCCGCUUAGAUUGCAUAAAUGAUGGCGAAUUACAAGUGCUGCAAAUACCUUGAUUUAUGAUUAUUAUUUGAACCGAACAUUACCAUCUUAUUAAAAAUCAUCUAUUUUAUCACAGAUUUAUACGAUUUUCUCAUAGUUUAACUACAAGUUCGAUUAUAUUUGAGAUGUUUUUAUGAAAAUCAGGACAUUUUAGAGACCAAUUUUAAAAAAUCAGGACAACUCGAGGGUUUCAAAAAUCAGGACGGUCUCUCAAAAAUCAGGACAAAUCGUGAUAAAUCAGGACACCUGGCACCUCUGGUUGUGGUUAAAACGCAAACAACAAACCACUGUAGGUCCGUUUUAAGUUAUUAAAAAAUCUUUUUUCUUAUUUUCCGGUUACGAAAUCUUACCGCAACACAAUGUUGUCUAGUGAUGUUCCGCUCUCGGGAGAUAAAACUUGGCCUUCGGAGUUUGUUGCUAUAAAAUCGGAACCCCCACUGGAUAUCGUGGACGACUUUCACCAGCAUAAACAACCGGGAAUCUCGGGAACUGUAAUCGAAUCAGCCACAGUCACCGUGAAAGACGAAGGUCCUGAACGUGAUGUUGCAACAGGACUUCAAGAAUAUCGCUGCGAUCAUUGUCCUAAAACGUACACCAUAAAAUCUUCGCUGUAUUAUCAUCAGCGCAAAUCGCAUGGAACUACGCCCGGUCAUAAAAACACCGCUUUUUGCAAUGUUUGCAACAAACAUCUCGAAUGGAAGAAAAUUACUAGUCACAAGCGUAUCUGUCAUGCUAAUGUAAAACCGCACGUUUGUGAUCAAUGUGGUCAAUCAUACCGCGAAAGAGAAUUGCUGGAUGAUCAUAUAGCUCUGAAACAUGGAGGAAGACCUCGUUACGAAUGCGAAUUCUGUUUGAAACAAUUUUUCUCGAGGGAUAAAUACAGCAAACAUCGUCCUAGAAAACACCCAACAGAGUACCGAGCAAUAAGGAAAAAAAUGGUUCCAGCCAAUCGUAUUUACUAUGAAGCAGACCGAACCAGCUCUGUGUCAUUCAAAUGUGCCUCUUGUGGUACUAACUUCCCGAUUCAUCAAGAACUCGAGAAACAUAUCGUGACAGAACACCCGGGAACAAUUGUCUAUAGUUGCGAACUAUGUGGCGGUGUAUGUUCAACCAAAGCGUCCUUCGUAGAUCAUUGUGCUGUGAAACAUUCCAUUGACAUUCGGUACGAUUGCGAUCUAUGCGGAGAAGAGACUAAUAACGAAAAAGCAUUCAAUGAACACUGUCUGGAGCUUCACCCAGAUGAAUACGCUCAACUUGUACAGAAUAUAAAGCUUCAAUCCACCGCCAAAAAGCCGACCAAGAAAAAGAAUAUGUGUGUGGAAUGCGACAGAACGUUUUACUCUAGAAAGAAUCUUUUGGACCAUGAAGCGUCAAUACAUUCCGGGAAACCCAGAUACGAGUGUUCGAUUUGCCAGACGCAAUAUUUCCACGAUACGGAGUUGAGUCGGCACCGAAAAUCUGAGGCUCAUCUGGCGAAGGUAGCCAGCAGCAUGAAUGGGGGGGACUGUGCCCAAUCCAGUCCGAAGAAAACACACCCUUGUAAACAGUGUGAUGUAAGGUGCCACACUAAAAGGGCACUCGUCAAACAUAUUGCUUUGAAUCACGGCGGUCAUUACAAGUGUAAAUAUUGUGAAAAAACUUUCUUCCAGGAAAAGACCUGCUACCUUCACACCAAGACACACCACAGUGAACAAAUGCAUAAUCUUUACGAUUGCAUCAAAUGUGACAAAAAGUAUUCAAGCAAAGCUUUGCUAGAGGACCAUUUUUCGAAGGACCACUUGGGAAAGCCCCGUUACGAGUGUGAGUUUUGCGGACAACAGUUCUUCAUGAGAGCGUUGUACUACAAACAUCGGAAAACUGCUCAUAAGGAGCAGUAUGCCGAUUUGGUUGGCGCAGCCAAGUGUACCUUGAACCAACUCUACUCUAUAAAUGGCUGCGUGGUUAUAAAAAAUGAAGUUGUUACAGAUGAAUGAUUGCAUUCUCCAAUGCAAAAUGAAAAAGCAUUUUUGUGGACGACCAUAAAAUAUGAAGCUGAAGAAACGGUUACUAAAAAACCGUUAUGCCCAAGUUAAGCCCAACAGCGCCUCCUCACGCCAAAUUCUCCCCCGUAUACAUUGAGAAAUUGCUACACCAUUGUCCGUCACAUGGUUUAAGACAACGACUAAAUAUUUAAACAUUUGCUGCAAAAUAUUGAAAGUGUGUGUAAAAGAUCCUUUUCAAAUAGAAAUGUCAUUUUUAAAAUAAGCAUAAAUAACAGUACAGCGACUUUCUAGUGAUCCGAUCUUGCCCCUGUGAAUAAACUUAAAUUUCCAACCAAGGUUCUUAGAUACACUAGGUUCUCCGACUUUUACAGUAAGUAGGCGAGGAGUGAGCGGGGCUCUCAAUGAGUUUGUUUAUUUUUUGCUCAGCUUUUCUGUGGUUUGUUGGUAAACGAACUUCAUGAGUUCCGUAUAGUUGCAUAGCCUACAUAGCAAAAAUGGCUGAAUCGGGAAUUCGUUAUUCGGGAACACCUCCUGAAUAUAUACCCACCUUGUUUCCAACCAAGUGUUUGGGGACCAAAUUAGGGAAACAGGAGAAACUCAAAUAGGCGCCCCACUUAUGGUUCGUUGAGUUUGAGUUUUGUGUUUAUACUAUUACUUUAUAGCUCUGUAUAUGCGAGCAACUUUUGCCUGCGUGCAGAGGUAGGCAUGAUUUGUUUUUUUUUCAUACGCGCUACCCGUUGUUUGUCUUCGAUACGAGCUGGUCUUGCCAAAGUGCUGCAUUAUAGACUGGUUUUCGGUACAUUAGCGUAAUUUUCUUGUUGGGUUUUUAUUUUAAAAAAAAUAACAUAUCUUGUUCAUUAAAAAAAAACAUGGAUAAAUAAUCCCAGAGGAUGGCAAUCCCGUAUAAAAAAAAUUAAAAGAUUCCUGAACCGGUCUAAUGAAAAAAUUGUUUUUUUUUUCUGGGAGAAUCUUUGCCGAGCUGCAGAAAAUUAACUGACGGUGUACGACGAAACAAAAAAAAGUAAAUAAAAAUAAAGUUGCAUUCCGCAGCAGCAUUCUUCUAAAAAUUGAGUAUAAGCGAGAUAACGAUGAAAGAAGACGAGUUGGAAUUAAUCCCUAAUGAAAUCCCAAUUAGUGUGAAAGAAGAACCACAGGAAGAAGGGUGCAGUUUCAACUUGAAUCAAAUUUAUGUAUGUAUGAAAAAGGAACCUCCGACGAAUUUCCAAACUGGGGAACAUCUACAGCUUUACGGUUCGAAUUUUAUCAAAGAGGAAGAUGCUUGGAAACAGAACUUGUUCAAGUCGGACUCCGAUUCAGAUGAAGAGGUUUUGGUUCGAUUGGAGCAGCGGUCAUCGCCCACAAAUCAGGUCGAAGAAAUAGCAAUAAAAAAUGAACCAAUAGAGGAACACGAAGGAUUUGAAUCGGAAUCACCAGACCUCAAUGAUUCAAUCACCAUAAAAGAGGAAGACACUUGGAAAGAGAAACUCAACGCUUCGGGAGGAAGUGACAUUGAAAGCAGUUCCAGUGGAACAAGGAUACGUUACAGGCCCAAGUGUACUGAAUGCAGUAAAACAUUCUCAUGUAACUUACGCUUGAAUUAUCACUACGCUCUUAAACAUACGGUAAAUAGCGAAGAAGUCGACCAAGAAGCAGAGUGCGUAAUUUGCAAUCAAAAGCUACAGAGCAAGGCAAAGCUAAUAUGGCACAUGACAUAUUAUCACGGCAAAAAGGAAACAUUUUCCUGUGACCAAUGUAAAGCAAUUUUCAGAGAACCGUUCAAACUGGAAGAUCAUUACGCAGCUGCGCAUCUAGGAAAACCUCGUUAUGAGUGCGAAUUUUGUAAAAAACAAUUCUUUCACAGAUCAGCCUACCAGGUGCAUCGUAAGCACAAACACCCCAAAGAGCACAGCGAACUGGUAAAGAAUGGUCGAAAGGCUCCCCUCAACAUCAUAAAUGUGUUAGAUGAUGCCGCAUCUAAGCCAAGCAAAUUUCAAUGCAAAAUUUGUAACGAAAAGUUUGACAAUCGCUUUGUCUUCGAAGACCAUAAGUCUAGCCAUCCAAAAAAGCUUAAACAUGCGUGUAACAAAUGUGAUAAAACAUUUGGACACAAAGACUCCCUUGAAUAUCAUUUUGCUAAAGAACACAUUGGUAAACCCCGUUACGGGUGCGACUUUUGUGAUAAGCAAUUUUACCACAGCUCGGACUAUUACAAACACAGAAAAAGUCGUCACUCCGAAGAAUAUGCCGCUCUACGGAAGAAACAUAACACCACGCGGAACCUUCCCAUCAAGGAACUUUACUCGCUGUCGGAGCUCAUGGGACUAGAAUCAGCUGUUAAACGUAAACCCAACGAAGAGAGUACCAGGAAGUCACAGUAUCAGUGUGAAUUUUGUGGAGCGCAAUUUUUCUGCCUUUCUGUAUACUACAAACAUCGGAAGCUGAAUCACUCGGAUCGGGUGCCCGUUGUUCACAAGCCGUACAAAUGUGAGACUUGUGAAAAAGCUUAUUCUUCUCAGAGUACGUUGGACAAUCACGUUGCAUUGGCACACGAACGCAAGACAACCGAUGUGUGCGAAUAUUGUGGACAGCGCUUUUUCUUGCGAGCUAGGUAUGUGAACCACGUGCGUACGAAACAUCCGGAAGAGAAGUUGCAACUACAUAGGCGCUAUCCGCCAAAGAAACAGUGACUGUUUCUUACUUUGCCGUCAAAGCCUUUAUAUUCAAUUAUUCUAGGUAUAAGAAUAAAAUGAUAGCAAAUGA
This is a messenger RNA of Uranotaenia lowii, 7598 nucleotides long. RefSeq lists its product as uncharacterized. The transcript is spliced from 8 exons. The coding region runs from base 165 to 2342 and encodes 725 amino acids. NCBI's taxonomy places the organism in Eukaryota, Metazoa, Arthropoda, Insecta, Diptera, Culicidae. The record is from RefSeq and is a predicted model, not a curated record.